Eremomyces bilateralis CBS 781.70 is the source of this 2396-nucleotide messenger RNA. RefSeq lists its product as uncharacterized. The transcript has 5 exons. The coding region runs from base 418 to 2193 and encodes 591 amino acids. The record is from RefSeq and is a predicted model, not a curated record. NCBI's taxonomy places the organism in Eukaryota, Fungi, Ascomycota, Dothideomycetes, Eremomycetales, Eremomycetaceae.
AGAAUCCAUCUGACGUUCAUUCACCACCACUUCACCCUUCUUCACCUUCACCUCCCCCAACAACUCCCACCUUCCAACCAUCUUCCACUUGCUUUCAUCAACCACCUGUUUCUUCCAUCAAAUCUUCACCACAAACCUUCGCUUCUCAUCCUUUUCCAAUCCCCCACCAACUAGCUUCAUCGAAUUCAUUGCAAAGUCAUCGCGACAUUGUACUCCCGAGUGGUUCUCACCCAGUAAUCAGCUUGCACUCUUCACCGAAUUGUUCUACACGCGUUCCACGCAUCAUGGCCGAGGAGGUCAAGCCUGACGCUGCUGUUGCAGCUCCUGUUGCAGCUCCGGUGCCCGAGGAGACCAUUGCCGCGCCCGUUGCCGGUUCCGACGCGUCUAAGGAGGAUCCGUCCACCGAGGCCAAGGUUGAUGGCACUCCCGCCAAGACAGACCAGACCACCGAUAGUAGGUUCAUCAAGAAUGUCGCGUCAUUUAUCAAGUUGGUUACUCACACUCUACUCUACCUCUGUAGAUGCUGUCCCACAGACCGAGACCAGCUCUGCGGAGCCCGCCGCGACCAAGGAGUCGGAAGCAGGUUCUCAAAAGCCUGCAAAUGAAGGCACCAACGGAGCUGAAGCUUCCGCUGACACGAUCGAGCCAUUGGCCGCGACAACAAACGGCGCAACUGACGCGACCAAGAGGGACAGGAAGCGGAAAUCGUCAUCCGGGGUGCCUGAGCACAAAUCCAAGAAGCUCAACCGCAAGAAGAGCAUGCCUCAGCUCCAACUGGACGUUGAGCCGGGUCAGUUCUGGUUUGCGCGCAUGAGAGGGCACCAGCCGUGGCCUUCCGUCAUCUGCGACGAGCAAAUGCUACCCAUCUCAUUGCUCAGCAAACGCCCUGUGAGCGCCAAGCGCGUUGAUGGUACAUGGAGGGCAGACUUCGAGGUCGGCGGGAAGAACGUCCGUGAUAGGCGAUAUCCGGUCAUGUUUCUUGCCACUAAUGAGUUUGCGUGGCAACCAAACACGGAUCUGCUGCCUCUCGACAUGAAUGAGAUCAAGGAGAAAGUGGAGAGCGGAAAUCAAGGCAAGAUGCCGAACACGCUCUGGGAAGCUUACAAGACUGCUGCCGGCGAGCAUAGUCUCACCCACUUCAAGUCUGUUCUCAUGGAACAUGAGAAGGCCAUGGUGAAAGAGCAAGAAGACCGUGAGCAGGAGGAGGAGCUCCUCAAGCAGCAGAUUGAAGCCGCGGAUAAAGCUGCUGCUGAACAGGCGGAGAAGAAAAAGGAGAAGGCGGAGCAGCAGAAGAAGAGCAAGAAGAAGGGCAAGAGUGAUGAUGUCGAGAUGGCGGAUGCAGAUGGUACUGCUAAGGCUUCCAAGUCGAAAAAGCGAAAGAAGGGCGAAGCUGCUGACACUGAUGCAGAGGAGGGCACUAAGCCCCCGAAAACUCCCAAGCUGAAGCUCACAAACAAGAGCACUGAUACCCCAGCAGCCGCCUCUGACACGAAGUCGAAGAAGGCUUCCAAGCCUUCUGCGAAGAAAGCCGCUUUCAAAGAUACGGCUCCAAAGGAGGAGAAGAAGCAGGAGACGGAGGCGGAGAAGCUCGAGAAGCGCCAGAAACUGGUGUUGUUCCUUCGCCACAGGCUUCAGAAAGGCUUCCUGGACAAGAAUACCCCCCCUAAGGAUGAGGAUAUGCCGGACAUGUCGCUGCGACUUUCCGAUUUGGAAAAGCAUGAGAAUCUCGAGGUUUCGAUCAUCAAGGCCACGAAGAUCAACAAGGUCCUGAAGCAAUUGCUUCGAAUCGAGUACAUUCCGCGAGAUGAGGAGUUCCAUUUCAGACAGCGAGCGACUGAUCUUCUCGGGAUCUACAACAAGUCCAUGGAGCUCGAAACCCCGACUCCGGCACCUGCUGCAUCAACCGGAGCAGCUGCGCCGAAGAGCGAGGAGCCCGAGGUGAAGACCAACGGCGUCAACCAUGAGGAGCCUGCCAAGGAGGGCGCUUCACCAGACGAGAAGAACGAAGUGAAGUCGGUUGAAGCGGAAGAGCCCAAGAAGGACACCCUGGAAGUCGCUGAAGGAGAUGGUGACAUUUCCAUGACAGACGCGAAAGCUGAUAUGGUCGCACCAGAGGAGGCCCCCGAGCGGGCAGCCGAGACCGCCGCGGACGCACCGGUCGCAAGCACCGAGGAGCCCAGCUUUGCAACGUAGAUCCGUCGCCGCAGGGUGUCAUUUCACCAUUCACGUUUCACCUUUUUCCCUCUGGUGUUCCCUCGCGAUGCUAGCGAGGUUGUACCAUGGUGAAUCCCUAAUUCUCAUCGAUUCUCUGGUAAUAGCGGCAUCGUGGCGGAUUUUCUCACAAAUUGUGGUAGUGGAUUAGUAGUCCUUCAUUCGGCGGUUGGGUGGGAAGGAUG